UAACCUGUUGAAUGUUAUCAUUAGUAUAUAGAUAUCUAAGAACGAAAAUAAUUUUGAAAACGUAUCGCGAUAAUAAUCUUAAAUCUUACGCGAAAUCAGAAAUACCUUUGUAUUCAUACGCGCGACUAAAUACUAACGGUCAUUUUCUAGGCCGAUGCGCACAAAGCUUUCUCAUUGGUUGAUAUUAAUACAUUUUUGACCAAUCAAAGAAUAAAUAGAAAAUGGUAUACUCGAUUAGUAUAUAUCUCGAACAUAUUAAUAAUUAUUUAAAAUCUUUAUCGAAUUGGUUCUAAAAAAAUAUAAUUAUUAAGAAUAUUUCAUUAUUCUGCAUUUUAAGUCGAAUGGUUGCAACGAAAAGGUUUUUAGAAUUUUACGCAGAACUUAACCUCUCAACUGUCAAAACAAAAAAUUUAGUUGGUUAGAUUGAUUAUUUUUAACAUCUUUUAAUAUAUUUUAAUAUGUCUCAAGUAUAUGACAAUUAUUAUAAUGAUUAUCAUAAAAAUGCUGAAAUGCAGCAGAAUUUAAAAUAUAAAAAGAAAUAUCGGAAAUUGAAAAGAAUUGUGAAGGACACAGUUUUUGAAAAUGCAGCAUUAUGCGAUCAAGUGGCACAAAUGCAAGAAAAUCUUAUGCUUAUGAAAGAAGAGAGACUUUUUCUCCUACGAAAAUUAUGUCAGCAACAAGGAGAAAUAGACCCAGGUACAAUGAUGGUACGAUCUCAAUCGAAUAAUCUUAAUUCCUCUUCUUUCAAUUCAGAAUGUUCUACGCCUAAGAAGACAGUAAAGAAGAGAAUCUCAAUGGAUGCCUCGGAGACUAAAGUUAAGCCAAAACGAUAUAACAAAACAACAAGAAGAGCAGUAAACCUAAUACCUUUAGAUGUAAAUGGAAGACCUAUAUUUCCUAUUUCAUUAGGUGAUCUUACAGUAUAUUCUCUUGGUGAAGUGGUUUCAGAUAGAAUAGCAUAUCAUACAGAAGACCUCAUUUUUCCGGUAGGAUACUGUAGUACAAGAAUAUAUGCUAGUUUACGCGAUGUAAGAGCCAAAAGUUUAUACACUUGCAAAAUUUUGGACGGUGGAUCGAGACCUAGAUUUGAAAUAGUCUCUGACAAUGAUCUCGAUCAAGCAUUAAUAGGAUCUACUCCCGACGAAUGUCAUUCACGAUUAUUAACAGCCAUUUCCCCUGCUCUUCGCUCAAUAACACCAAGAGGAGCUGAUUUUUUUGGUGUUUCACAUCCUACAAUUCAAAAUCUUAUACAAAGCUCCCCAGGAACUCGCAAACUUAUCGCAUACAAACAACAACGUUUCGAAGUAGGUAAAAAUCAUAUUAUUGAAAGAGGUACUAGUCCUAUGAUAGAAGAAGAGGCAGACCCAGGAUUAGGAUUUGCAGCUCUUCAUAAACACUAUGCGCUAUCUAAUUCUUAUAGAAUUAAGGAAGAACCUUCAGAUCAUGAUCUUUUAGCUCUUCAAGAUUUACUUUCAUGAUUUUUUCAACAAAAACAACAAAUACAUUUUAACUUUUUCUUU
This is a messenger RNA of Vespa mandarinia (Asian giant hornet), 1520 nucleotides long. RefSeq names its product transforming growth factor beta regulator 1. Gene Ontology annotation, cellular component: nucleus. NCBI's taxonomy places the organism in Eukaryota, Metazoa, Arthropoda, Insecta, Hymenoptera, Vespidae. The record is from RefSeq and is a predicted model, not a curated record. Gene Ontology annotation, biological process: regulation of cell cycle.